GCGACGCGAUUCCUGCUCCAUGACUCUUCAUCCUCUUCGUCCACAACACACUCGAGAAGAGAGAGAGAGACCAGGACCAUGUCUAAUCUUCGUUAUCCGCUCAGCAACGCGGAUCUGGCCAAGUUGCAGUCGAGCUACUCCGAGCCGGCGUGGUGGAAGGAAGCGGUGGUGUAUCAAAUCUGGCCCGCUUCUUUCCUGAACGGGAAUGCGCAAGAUGGGGUGGGAGAUUUGGGAGGAGUGAUGAGCAAGCUGGACUACCUGAAAGAUUUGGGCGCGGAUGUGGUUUGGUUGAGUCCUUGCUACGAGAGUCCGGACAAGGAUUACGGAUAUGAUGUGGCGGAUUACAAAAAGAUUGCCGACAGGUACGGAUCCAACGAGCAGCUGGAACAGCUUAUUGCCGAGUUGAAGAAGCGCGAUAUGAAACUCAUGAUGGAUUUGAUUGUCAAUCACACGAGCUCGGAGCACGCUUGGUUCAAAGAAUCACUAAAGGGAAAAGACUCACCAAAGAGGGACUGGUACAUCUGGCGCAAGGGCAAGGUGGGAGCGAAUGGGGAAAAAUUGCCGCCCAACAAUUGGGUGGCCUUCUUUACCGGUCCAGCAUGGACGUACGACGAAGCGUCAGACGAGUGGUACCUGUGCAUCUUUAGUCCUUGGCAACCAGACUUGAAUUGGGAGAAUCCUGCAGUGAGGGAAGCUGUGCACGACAUCGCCAAAUUCUGGCUCGACAAGGGCGUAGCGGGUUUCCGCAUGGAUGUGAUCAACGAGAUCAGCAAGACGUACAAUGCCGAUGGAUCUCUGCCUGAUGCGCCGAUCACUGAGCCUAAUUCAAAGUAUCAACCCGCCGUAUCGCUAUUCUGCGACGGGCCGCGCGUACAUGAAUUCAUACAGGAGCUGGGCGAAAAGGUGCUCAGCAAGUACGACACCAUCACGGUGGGCGAGACACCGCACGCAAAGCAUCCCGAUAUCCUCUUGCCUUGGACGCAUCCUGCGCGCCACGAGCUGCGGUCUUGCUUCACCUUUGACCUGCACGAUCAAGACGGAGAUCAGCAGUGGCCCUUGAUCCCAAAGAAGAUCCACUUGCCGCAUUUCGCCGGCAUCGUGAACAAGUGGCAGACGUACUGUCACCGAACGAGCGCGUGGUUGGCCAACUACUUUGAGAAUCACGAUCAAGCACGCACGGUCAGUCGAUGGGCUUCCGACAGUGCCGAACAUCGCAAGACGGCAGCGAGAAUGAUCAGUCUCUUCCAGACGAGCUUGAGCGGAUCUCUAUACGUGUACCAGGGUCAAGAGAUUGGCAUGAAGAACAUUCCGCAUGAUUGGCCCAUCGAGGAGUACAAGGAUGUGGCUACGGUCAAUUUCUUGAAGGAAUGUCGAGAAUUGGUCGAGCAAGGCAGGCAACCUCCGGCUGAUCCCAAGGAGGUGCCCGUCUUUGCGCAACAAAAGGCACGUGAUAAUGCGCGAACGCCGGUGCAAUGGACCGCCGGACCCCACGCGGGCUUCUCGACCGCCGAACCGUGGAUGAGGGUGCAAGAAGAGGAUGCAAAGCAAGGAUGGAAUGUGGAGGAAGAGCUGAAAGAUCGUUGGUCCGUACUUUCCGGCUGGCGAGACGCUCUGCGAGGAAGAAGAGAGUUCAAGGAUUGCAUCUUGUACGGCAAUUUCAACCUUCUCAAACCGCAGGACGAAAAAGUGAUGAGCUAUGUGCGCAACUCUUGCGACGCCCGCUCCAACUCCGACUCUGACUCUGCUCGCGCGAGCGUCCCGAGUCGCUCGUUGUUGGUCAUACUCAACUUUAGCGCCGACACGAUCGAUUCGUACGAACUGUCGCCUGAUGCGGCGCACGAGGCUCAAGAGGAUGCUCGGGUGCAGUACAAGAGCGAAGCGCCCAUCGUCGAGCUGCACGAUUUGGAAAAGAGGGCGAGAUUGGUGCUUGGAAGUAGAGAGGAUAGCAAAGAGCUGAGAUGGAAGGGACAAAUAUUGUCCCGCAUAAGACCUUUUGAGGGCUUGUGGUUCGAAUUGGCUCCGUCUAUUUGAUGGAUGUGGUCAUGUACGUCACAUCCAUCCAUGUGCUUAACCCCUCUUCCGCAGUGUCAAAUUGCCAUGCGACGCGUUGUCCCCCCCCC
This is a messenger RNA of Ceraceosorus guamensis, 2120 nucleotides long. RefSeq names its product glycoside hydrolase. The transcript is spliced from 5 exons. Bases 79 to 2031 code for a protein of 650 amino acids. Lineage: Eukaryota; Fungi; Basidiomycota; Exobasidiomycetes; Ceraceosorales; Ceraceosoraceae. The record is from RefSeq and is a predicted model, not a curated record. Gene Ontology annotation, biological process: oligosaccharide catabolic process. Gene Ontology annotation, molecular function: alpha-amylase activity.